AUGUCUGCGGACUGCCUGACGCUGCGAGUCGAUCGACCAGCUGGCACUCCAGAAUCUGCAAAGUUCCCUGUUAUGGUGUGGAUCUACGGCGGAGGCGACACCUUCGGCCAGAUCUAUGACUCCGCGUACGAUCCAACGGGGCUGGUGCUCGACCAUAUUGCGACAUUCGGCGGUGACCCAGACAACGUCACCAUCUUCGGCGAGAGUGAUGGAGCAACGGGUGUUGGUCUCCAGAUCACAGCAUAUCGGGGCAAGCAGAAGGCGCCCUUUAAGCGAGACAUCAUGCAGUCUGGCGGUCCCAUAGCGGACAGGGAAACCGCUGGAGACAAGUCCCUGUCGUAUACCAAACAACUGACAAGCCUUGUGCAAUGUCUGCGCAGUAUCCCCAUGGCCAAAAUCAACUCUAUUGCUGUUGCAUAUGAGAAGAAAGUCGGCGGCAAUGCAGGUAUGGGUGCGUUCAUCCCUGUUGCGCCAUCCAGGUUUAUCCCCGACAGUCCGUCCAAGCUGCUAGCAACAGGGCGGUUCUCGCGGAAUAUCGACACACUGUCUGGAUGGAACGAGGACGACGGAUCCUUUUCUACCCUACCCACUCUCUCGUCCGAGGAAGACGUCUCUGCAUACCUUAAAUACGAGUACCCGGCCUUGUCGAAUAAAACAAUCAAAGCAGCCAUGGCCCUUUACCCAGUCUCGUCCUUCCAGGACUUUCCAUCCGAGAACAUCUCCGCUCAUUACUUCCGUAUAAGCCAGCUUAAGCGUGAUGCAGAGUUCACAUGCGCAAGUCUAUACACGGUGCAGAUGAACCACAACCAGAUAAUCCUCUGCGAGGCGUAUUCCGCGGCGAAUGUCUCGUAUCUUGGUGUUUCCCAUUUCAGUGAUAUCCCGUAUGUAUUCAACCAGGCGUCUGCUGAGGCGUGGGCCCCGUAUGCCGCGAAGGAGGACCUGAGGCUGUCGAGUGAGAUGAGCGGGAGCUGGACUGCAUUUGCGAAGACUGGACGUCCUUCGGCUGGGAAUGGGACGGUCGACGGGUGGGUGGGCGCUUUUGAUUCUGCUGGUGCUGGACAGGAUGAGUAUUUGCGUGUCAUCAGUGGGCCAGAUAGUGGGAGUCGAAAGAUCAGUAACGGCAAGUAUGGGUAUGAUGGUCUUGCUGCCAGAUGCGCGUUCUGGACCUCGCAGGAAGAGUUAGACGGGAUGGGGGUUUAG
Molecule: messenger RNA, 1200 nt
Organism: Aspergillus versicolor CBS 583.65
Lineage: Eukaryota; Fungi; Ascomycota; Eurotiomycetes; Eurotiales; Aspergillaceae
Exons: 3
Coding region: 1-1200 (399 amino acids)
Source: RefSeq, a predicted model, not a curated record